AUGAUUGCGCUCAGGGUACACAACACACGCGUCGUAUCGAGGUCCUUAACCGUGUGGACGCGUCCCUCACCUACGCUUACUCUUUCCAGAAGUCUAGCCACAGAGUCAGAUGCGCUAGACAAACCCAAGACAAGAAGAAGAAAGACGGUCUUCACGGAUGCCCUCAAUUCUGGCCCUUCAUUCGACGACUUCGUCAGUGGUAAAGCAUCCGAAAUCAUGGAUCCUCUAGAAGCAGCCAGAAAAGACCCCAAUCAACGUCUUCCACUGUGGUUGAAAGUUCCCAUCCCAAAAGGGAAAUCGUACCACAACGUGAAGAAGGAUGUCCGGGAGUUGAAGUUGGCGACAGUUUGCGAGGAAGCGAAGUGUCCCAACAUCGGCGAGUGCUGGGGUGGGAAAAAGUCCGAAGCCACAGCUACCAUCAUGUUGUUGGGUGACACUUGUACUCGAGGAUGUAGAUUCUGCCUGGUGAAGACUAACAGAAAUCCUGCCAAGCCGGACCCCAUGGAACCGGAAAAUACAGCUGAGGCCAUCAGCCGAUGGGGAUUGGGAUACGUGGUGCUUACCACUGUCGACAGAGAUGACUUAGCGGACGGUGGAGCACAUCAUUUGGCAGAGACUGUCAUGAAAAUCAAGCAGAAAGCUCCACAAAUUCUUGUUGAAGUGUUGGGUGGUGAUUUCCGCGGUGAUUUGGACAUGGCCACUGUGUUGGCCAAGUCAGGAUUGGAUGUAUAUGCCCAUAAUUUGGAGACUGUAGAAGCUUUGACUCCAUUUGUCAGAGACCGUAGAGCCACAUAUAGACAGUCCUUGUCUGUGUUACAGAGGGCUAAAGAGACCAAAUCUUCCUUGGUGACAAAGACGUCGCUUAUGUUAGGUUUGGGCGAGACUGACGAACAGAUCUUGCAAACAUUGAAGGAUUUGCGUGAGAUCAACUGUGACGUCGUGACUUUUGGACAGUACAUGAGACCAACCAAGAGACACAUGAAGGUGGUCGAGUACGUAACACCAGAGAAGUUUGACUACUGGAGGGACACAGCAUUGGAGAUGGGCUUCUUGUAUGUGGCCAGUGGUCCGUUGGUCAGGUCUUCGUACAAGGCUGGAGAAGCUUUUAUUGAGAAUGUGAUCAGAAAGAGAAGACACAAUGUAGGUGAGGCUCCUCGGUUGGCCCAGGAGAUCCAGCCCAAGAUUUUCAGAGAAUAGUCAUGUAUUUAGCACAAGGGAAAGGGUUGUAGAUAAGUAUGAUAACUAUAUAAUAGACGCAACUAUAAG
Molecule: messenger RNA, 1266 nt
Organism: Scheffersomyces stipitis CBS 6054
Lineage: Eukaryota; Fungi; Ascomycota; Pichiomycetes; Serinales; Debaryomycetaceae
Gene: LAB5
Product: putative lipoate synthase
Exons: 1
Coding region: 1-1197 (398 amino acids)
Biological process (GO): lipoate biosynthetic process
Cellular component (GO): mitochondrion
Molecular function (GO): 4 iron, 4 sulfur cluster binding; lipoate synthase activity
Source: RefSeq, a predicted model, not a curated record